Molecule: messenger RNA, 1823 nt
Organism: Neofelis nebulosa (Clouded leopard)
Lineage: Eukaryota; Metazoa; Chordata; Mammalia; Carnivora; Felidae
Product: oocyte-secreted protein 2-like
Exons: 4
Coding region: 1-558 (185 amino acids)
Source: RefSeq, a predicted model, not a curated record
AUGAAGGUCUCUCUGGCUUUAGGAGUCUGGUCGCUUCUUGCCGCCUUGAUUUGGCCUUGCACUGAGAGCAUCUAUGUGACAGUAAGUUGUUCAAUGGACUGGGUGAUGAUCUUGGUUAGCCCAUGUGGACGCAACAGCGAUCUGUAUAUAUUUGAUGAUGAAUUGCACCUGGGAUCAGGUUGCCCUGUGACUCGGAUUCAGACCUCUGCAUAUGAUUUUAUAUACCCUGUACGUGACCGUGGGAUCAGGACAAAGGUUGUUUCGGAGGAUACCCUCCUUUUUCAAACAGAGAUGUUCUUUAACCCUAGGAUUGUGCAUUGUGAGAGCCAGAAAAUCCCUUUGGAAUGUUCUGCCUCUAGGAAAUCAGUAUGGCUCACACCAGUUUCUGCAGAUAAUGAAAUGAAAUUGGACCCCAGUCCCUUUAUUGCUGACUUUGAGACAACACCUGAAGAGCUAGGAUUACUAAGUUCAAGUCAGACGGGUUCCCUCCUUAAGGAGAAAUGGAGACUUGGAGUUGGCAUCAUGAAUUUUGUUCGAAAAACUGUUUUUUUGUAUUAAAAAAAAGUUAGUAUAAAUCUUUUCUUAGAUAUCUUACCCCUAAACAUCCCUAAUUCAGUAAAGGUCCUGAUUCAGUGAAAGUAUAUUUUUCAUUUUUUUAUUCAUUAGGGGUAUAGCUGAUUAAUUUAAUGUUAAUAGGUAAUUUAUACUAGCCAUUUGAAUUUUAUUUUUUAGGGCCACCUGGGUGGCUCAGUCGUCUAAGCAUAUGACUCUUGCUUUCGGCUCAGGUCAUUAUCUCACAUUCAUGAGGCUGAGCCCUGUAUUGGGCUCCUCAUUGGGUGUGUAGCCUGCUUAAGAUUCUCUCUGCCCCUCCCUCUGCCCCACCCCAUGCAUGCUCCCUCGCUUGCUCUCUCUCUGUGUCUCUGUCUCACAAAAAUUUUAUUUUCUAUUCUAUAUGGUAGAACAAUAUGUCUUCAAUGACAGUAAUUUGAUCCAAUUGAUAUGAACCUUCGAGAAAUAUGUUCUAAAUAUUUUUCUUUUUAGUAGGGGCACCUGGGUAGCUCCAUUGGUUAAGAAUCUGACUUCAGCUCAGGUCAUGAUCUCCCAGUCUGUGAGUUCCAGUCCUACAUCAGGCUCUCUGCUAUUGAUGGAGUGGAGCCUGCUUCGGAUCCUCUGUCCCCCUCUCUCUGACCCUCCCCCACUGGUGUGUGCAUGCUCUCUCUCAAAAGUAAAUAAACGUUAAAAAUUUUUUAAUAUUUUUUUUAGUAAAAAUAAAGAAUAGAGAUAGGUAUCUAAAUGUGCCAGAGAGUAAAUUUGUGCAGAAUCUAAAAUUUAACAUAUUCUCAGGAAAGACAAAGUCCUUUUGUGUGAAGAUACUUUAACUUGUGUGGGCUUUACUAAUUAGUAGAGUCAGUUCCUAAAAAUAAUUCCUAACUAGUAAAGUCAAUUCCUAAAAAUAAUUCUAUGUAUAUCAUAUUUGAGUAAUUAUUGCAGAAGGAAAUUAGAUUCAUAUUCUAGGAUUUCAAUAACCACUUUCUUAACUGAAAUUUGAUGUCACAUUUUCUGUUCUCUCCCUGAUGUGACUUUUCCACACUUGAAAUAAUUGACUGAUUGAGGUGGUGAAAGGUUGGAUCAUCCUAUCACAGUAUCAUCCUCCUAUAACCAUUUAUCAACAGCUACCUGUGACCCCUUCUUUCCCCCAAGGAGGCAAUUUUACCAUGCAACGCACAAAAAAGUCUCUUCUGACUUUUGCGAUAUUUCUUACAUCGUUUAUGAGGAUGGAGCUGUGCCAUUCAAUUGCUUAUUAAAUGUGUAUUUGAAUGUUA